GGCUGUUGUAAAACAGUUUCUGAUUGGUUUAACUUCCCAGUCAACUAUGGUGUAAGCCAAUAGCGUUGCAGGUUUUAGUGGUGUCUCAUCCCCAAAUAUUGAGUGUCACAAGACAUGCGCACAAGCUCUCCUCUUUCCCGGCCAUAUUCUCGUCGCUGUCUCAUCGCUCCUCGCGACGCCCGCAGUCGUUUGUGAAACAGUCUCCCAAAAAUCAGCGACAAGAUGUCUUCUGACGAGAGGCCCAUCUAUGGACCGUUCUUCGGUGUUAUGGGAGCGGCUUCAGCCAUGGUUUUCAGCGCCAUGGGUGCUGCUUAUGGCACAGCGAAGUCUGGAACUGGUAUUGCUGCCAUGUCCGUGAUGAGGCCAGAGCUCAUCAUGAAGUCCAUCAUCCCCGUGGUCAUGGCUGGUAUUCUGGCCAUUUACGGCCUUGUGGUGGCUGUGCUCAUCGCUGGAGGAAUUGACAAGCCAGAGAAAUAUGAGCUCUUCUCUGGGUUCGUGCACUUUGGCGCCGGCCUGGCUGUGGGCCUCAGCGGUCUGGCGGCCGGAUUUGCCAUCGGUAUCGUGGGUGACGCCGGCGUCCGCGGCACGGCCCAGCAGCCCCGCCUCUUCGUCGGAAUGAUCCUCAUUCUGAUUUUCGCCGAAGUGUUGGGUCUGUACGGUCUCAUCGUUGCCAUUUUCCUGUACAUCAAGGCAUAAGCGGCCAGUCGGUCGGGCCAGUGCAGCACACGUGCGGCUCUGCGGCGCUGAUGCGCGUGUGUGCGGUGGGCGCAUAUCUAGGCGGUGGGCCAGCGCGUCUGUCCCCGGUCUAUAUACGUCCUGUGAUGCCGCUAGGGCGCCGGCGGUCGCCCCUCGCCCUGCGCAACAUUCCACUUACACAUCCAGAAUCGGCCGGCAACUGGGCCCGGCCGCCUCAGGUGCAGUGAACGCACGGCUGUACCCGCGCGGACAUCACGCAUAAAGACAGACGGGAGGGAGUCGGAGGCGUGCGGCCGGGCGGCCCGGGCGUCUGCUGCCGGCCGGGCGGCCGCCCUCGUGAACACAUCUGUAGAACAGGCGAACAAUUUUCGACGGAUUUUAGCUGGCGGCUGUUUGCAUUGCGUUCCUGGCAUUUACGUCAAGCUCUUUCGACCCUAAUUUGCUACCUAGGCUAUUCUCUAUCAAAUAUGUUGAUAAUAUGUUGAUGCUCUGUACAGUACUAUGUGUAUAAAAUACUUUAUGUGAUGGGAGCGAUAUCGUAUGGAUGUGUUGUGAUUGUGAAUGUGUUCUGUACAUAUGGGUAGGAUUGUUGUAGCCAAUUGUCGGUGGACUGUCGACCUGACGUCUGACCGUGUAUCUUCCCGUUAGGCUAACCCGUGAGUGGAUAUAUAUGGUGCACGUGGUCAGGGCGACGAUCAAUUACCCGUAUCGUGUCGUUCAAUCAUUUCUCGCUGUUUGCGAACCCAAAAAUUACAAUGGAAAAUAAAUGUGUAGCCUCAA
Molecule: messenger RNA, 1476 nt
Organism: Amphibalanus amphitrite
Lineage: Eukaryota; Metazoa; Arthropoda; Thecostraca; Balanomorpha; Balanidae
Product: V-type proton ATPase 16 kDa proteolipid subunit
Exons: 3
Coding region: 223-696 (157 amino acids)
Biological process (GO): proton transmembrane transport
Cellular component (GO): proton-transporting V-type ATPase, V0 domain
Molecular function (GO): proton-transporting ATPase activity, rotational mechanism
Source: RefSeq, a predicted model, not a curated record